Anopheles maculipalpis is the source of this 1437-nucleotide messenger RNA. It is a transcript of the gene Pal1, whose product is annotated as peptidyl-alpha-hydroxyglycine alpha-amidating lyase 1. Gene Ontology annotation, cellular component: extracellular region; membrane. The record is from RefSeq and is a predicted model, not a curated record. The transcript is spliced from 2 exons. The coding region runs from base 1 to 1437 and encodes 478 amino acids. Lineage: Eukaryota; Metazoa; Arthropoda; Insecta; Diptera; Culicidae. Gene Ontology annotation, molecular function: protein binding; catalytic activity. Gene Ontology annotation, biological process: peptide metabolic process.
AUGUACACGAAGCUGUGCAAAAACCUUUUCAAUUCGCAAUUCGGAGCUCUGUUUUUGGGUGAUUUGUGGAUUAUUUUAGCGAUUUUAACGCACACUGUUGUUGAAGGGCGGCCGCAAGCAGCACAGAAUAACGGGAACAGUUCCAUCGCUCCACGGUUCGGUGCUCAUGAAUAUGCGUACGUGUCUAGUUGGCCGAUUGUGGAUCGUAAGCUAGGUUCGGUGUCGGCCGUGGCUAUUGAUGAUGCCGGUAAUGUGGUCAUAUUUCAUCGUGGAUCACACGUGUGGAAUUUAGAAUCUUUCGAUACAAAAGACGUGUAUCAAGAGGCAGCUGGUGGUCCAAUACCGCAGCAUACCGUGCUAAAGUAUGCCCACGAUACGGGCACAUUACUGCAGGAAUGGGGUUCAAACCUGUUCUACAUGCCGCACGGAUUGACGAUCGAUCACGAACAGCACUACUGGCUAACAGAUGUGGCACUGCAUCAGGUGUUCAAAUUUGACUUAAACCACUCAACGACCGAGCCCGUGCUAACUCUCGGAACACGUUUCGAACCGGGCAACGAUAUAUACCACUACUGCAAGCCAACAGCCGUUGCGGUGCUAAAGAGUGGAGAAUUUUUCGUUGCUGAUGGCUACUGCAAUGGUCGCAUCGUGAAGUACACAUCGGAAGGUGUUCCAAUUUUAUCCUGGGGACGUAAUUCUUUCGUACUGACGCGCACCUUCAACCUGGCUGCUGGACCAGUCCCGGUGAAUUAUUUUGCCGUACCACAUGCACUAACUGUCGUACCGGAUCGGAAUCUGCUGUGUGUGGCCGACCGGGAGCAGGGCCGUGUGCAGUGUUUCCACACUGGGAAUGGGACGUUCCAUUCGCAGUACAGCAGUCCCGACAUGGGGAGUCGAUUGUUUAGCGUGAAGUACAUUUCAUCCGACGGUGGAUUGUUGUAUAUCAUCAAUGGACCGGAACUACAGUUGGCGUUCGGUUCUGCGGUAGCAGUUGGUGGAUACAUUCUAGAGAUGGACAGUGGAAAAGUAAUUAACCGCUUUCAGCCGAAUAAUACGCGCCGUGCUUUCAGCAAUCCACACGAACUGGCCGUACUGGACGAUGGAUCGGAGGUGUACGUUGCGGAGUUAGAUCCACAGAUGGUGCACAAGUUCCGGCUAGUCUCACCACCACGAUCAUCGACCACAACUAAACUAUCGACCACCGUUCGUAAUGAAGGUGAGAAUACGACCAACGGCCACUACUAUGCCAGUGGCCAGUCGGGGAUGAGCAGUGGGUUGACCGCUGGUUCGAUUGGAAUAUUUUCCAUUGUUAGCACACUGAUCGUGACCAGCCUGCUGGUGAUACUGAUGGCGCGCGUAAUUUGCUUCCGACAAGGGCAAGGAACUUCCCGAACGGAUGAAGUUCCGCUACGAAACAUGGCCGUUGAUGAGGGAUAG